Molecule: messenger RNA, 1853 nt
Organism: Nothobranchius furzeri (turquoise killifish)
Lineage: Eukaryota; Metazoa; Chordata; Actinopteri; Cyprinodontiformes; Nothobranchiidae
Gene: gdf2
Product: growth differentiation factor 2
Biological process (GO): BMP signaling pathway
Cellular component (GO): extracellular region
Molecular function (GO): growth factor activity; cytokine activity
Source: RefSeq, a predicted model, not a curated record
UACUCUUGGAGCAUGGGAGCGGACAUCAGGGCUGUGAUUCGUACACUUAGGAUCUUCAUUUUUAAAUCUUACCACCAAAAAUUCAGUUUUCAGGAGGUAAACUUAACUCGGUGCUUUGUGACGUCUCAAAAUGAAGACUUCAUCAGCUGUCUGGUUCCAGCUGUGUUUGACUCUGGUGGUUUGUGGUGACUCCUGCACCUGUAAGCCUUUCAGUAACCACGUUCAGAAAAAGGAACUGGAGAAAUUCUACCAACAGUUGUCUGAGGACCUUCUGGAGGAAGAGGACGCUGAGUCCAGAAUGGAAAGCAUCUUGGGGACAAUGAAGGAAGGUUUUCUGAGGCAGCUCAACCUGUCAGAUGUUCCACAGGAGUGCAGUAGGAUCUCACCCCCCCAGUUCAUGGUUGAGCUGUACAACAAAUACGCCUCGAACAGAUCGGUGGUCCCUCAGUUUGAUGUCAUACGAAGCUUCAUGGUCCAGGAUAUUCUAUCUGUGUCUAAUGGCACAAGGUCAAAACACCAGCUGGAGUUCAACGUCAGCAUUCCCAACCAUGAGAAAAUUAUCACAGCUGAACUCCAGCUCCUCUUCUUCCCUGAUGUCAGGUCAAAGGUCACCUCCCAGAGUUUCAAAGCCACUGUUAAAGUCUAUGGAGCCAGUAGCAACAAUUUAACACAUCUGCUGGAUGGCAAGGAGUUGUUGGUGCCGCAGAGCACCUGGUCAUCCUUUGAUGUGACCACAGCAGUCCAGAGCUGGAUGAAGUCAGGCCAGGGUGUUUCUGUUUUUGAUGUAGUGGUGGAUACGAUGGACUGCAGCUCCUCUGAUAAAGUAAAUGAGACUCACAGCUGUUUACAAAUGAGCAGAUCUGCUGGAGAUAAUGCCUCAGCUGCUUUAAUAGUCUUCUCUGAUGACGCUGGUAGCAGGAGGAGGGAGACAAAGAAGGAGCUUAAAGAGAUGAUCUUUCAUGAGGAGGAAACCCUCCUUCACAUAGAGGCCAGCUGGAGCAGAGAAAAUCAACAUUCAAACGAUAUUCCUGAAGGUCCUCAAUCACGAAGGGUAAAGAGGAAGGCAACCAUGGAAUACUGCCGCCGAACCUCACUCAAAGUCAACUUUAAAGACAUUGGCUGGGACAGCUGGAUUGUGGCCCCUCCGGAGUACGAUGCCUAUGAGUGUCGAGGACUUUGCUACCACCCACUGACCGAUGAAUCUACUCCAUCAAAGCAUGCCCUCAUCCAGGCUCUGAUGAACCUCAGAGACCCCAAGAAGGCCAACAUGGCGUGCUGCGUCCCCAUCAAACUAGACCCAAUCACAGUCAUGUAUCAGGAAAAUGGACGCCUCACUAUAAGAUACCUGUAUGAAGAGAUGCAGGUGGCCGAGUGUGGCUGUAGGUAGUCAGAGAGCCUGGUUAAAAAUGUGUAGAAGCUCAUUUCUGCCAACUAAAAGUACAGAUGGCAGACUUUUAAGGUCAUAAAGUUAAAAUCCUCUUAAUGAGUUUUUGAUUCAUAAUUAUUUAUUUAAUAUCUCUAACAAAGCCACCAAGUAAAAACAAUUGUUGAUUUGUAAUUUGUCCGAUUCAUUUCUGUAUUGAUGGUUGCUUUACUGCUCUGUGUUCUUGUCUAACUUUGAUUCCAAACAGAUCAAGAUGGCAAACAUCUAACUCAAUAGGGUAGAGUCGAAGUCCCAAACCCCCGGGUCAUGGAUCUAAGUAGUACCUGGACACACAGAGAGUAUAAAAUCAUCUUUUAAAUUACCUUUGACUUUUAUUGUUUACUUGUUUUCUCUAUUAUGAAAAUGUAUAAAAAUUGUUAAUAAUAUAUUAUGUGACAAUAAUAUAAAUAAAGUGCUAAAUAUGUACAUU